CGACAUCUGGUAAACUAACAGGUUGCUGGUUUUCAAACCUUCUGGUUCAAGGUUUGUGUAUAUCAGACUACAAACAAAUGGAUGUAUUGCAAUCCCUUACAAAUUUCAGCGGAAAGCUUUAUGGGGAAAUGUUGGAAGAAAACCAGAGUCAUUUUGAGAAUACUUUUCUCUCUCCUUUUAAUAUAUAUACUGCCCUGGGAAUGAUCCUUUCCGGCAGUGAAAUGAAUACAAAAACGGAGAUAAUGAAAAUGAUGCACUUAUCUACUUGUUUGGAACAUCAUACAAUUCACCAUGGAAUCAGUGGACUUCUGUUUAACUGUGCAGAACGUGGUGAAGGUGUUGAGAUAAUGUUUGGGAAUGGAUUGUUUACAGCAGAAGAUGUGGAUGUUAAAAAAGAUUACGAAAAUACUCUUAAGAGUUAUUACAACGCACAAACAGAAUCUGUGACAUUUCAGACGGAUCCGGAAGGUGCUGGAAAACGAAUAAACCACUGGGUUGGUGAACUGACCAAAGGGAAAAUUCGUGAACUUUUUUCGCCUGGAUCGCUGUCAACCGACACAUCAGUUUUAGUAAUAACCACUACAUACUUUGAAGGUCUGUGGAAUCUACCCUUUCUUCAAGGAAGUUCACACGAAAGCGAUUUCUUUAAACUUGACGGAUCAACGAUGAACGUAAAGUUAAUGUAUAUGAAUUCCUCAUUUGAAACCUUCAGUUUACCACAUUUGAAAUCACGUGCUAUUAAGAUACCAUUUAAAGAUCCUAGAUUCUCAUUAUUGGUCAUUCUUCCAAACACAAAUGAUGGAUUAUCUGAGUUACUAGAUGCGUUACAUAGAGAUGAUGAAUUUUCAUCAAUUCUUUCUUCUAACUUUACGGAUACCAGUAUACACUUGUACUUACCAAAGUUCAAACUGAAGGAAGGCAAUGCUAUAAGCCUUGUAGGUUAUCUACAGAAAAUGGGAAUGAGAGAGGCUUUUUGUCCAGGAUCAGCUAACUUUACAAACAUGUCUGAAUCAAGUAAUUUAUGUAUACGAGAUAUACUCCAUAAGGCUAUUCUUGAAGUGAGUCGUAUAAAUUUUGUGUUUCUCAAUAAACUUCGUUGUUAGAUUGCAUUUACCUGUUAAUAUUGUGAAAUAAACUUGAAGCGCUGGUUGGUUGUAGCCAGUAUGGUUGAGAUUCGAUUUCUGUCUACUUGUUUAUACAGGAACUCAUACUUGCGAGUAAUGCGUUCUGCAAUUUCUUCGGAACCAUAUCUGCUAGUUUGAUGCGUAAGACUUAAUCGAAACAUUGAAUGUCAGCUUAACACCACUAACGUGCAUGACAAGGACGGACUUCAUUCAGAUAAUGUUUCUUGAUUUCUCACUCAACCUCUUUGUCAUGAAAUAACUUUAAAUAUAAUAGAAUCUGAGGAGUCAUGAGUGACAUCGGUAUUUCAGGAUAGUGUUACUUAUGGAAAGACGAUCUGUUUAGUUUGUCAAAAAACCACGACUAGCAGCAGCGUAACUUCAACGUACUCUAUUCGUCUCUUGGUGUUAGCGAUGGCAAUCCACGAAGAGUCACAGAAUGUUGUUAUGUUUGAGUGGUAAAUUCUGAUAGCCGUGUGGAAUAGUUGUGUUGAUCAGAAUGUUUGAGAAUCACUCUUGUAAUGGGUUUGUGUGAGGAUUUUAAAUCACAUCCAUUAAGGAGUCUACGAAAAUCCAUGCAACCACCUGAAGGCAUGUUAUUUUCAAUUACAUCGGUCGCUUUUCCACAGGCUUUUGUCAGUCUCUUGAAAAUACUUCACAUAUCAGUG
This is a messenger RNA of Schistosoma curassoni, 1789 nucleotides long. The record is from the annotation of a GenBank genome assembly. Lineage: Eukaryota; Metazoa; Platyhelminthes; Trematoda; Strigeidida; Schistosomatidae.